Messenger RNA from Lodderomyces pseudojiufengensis, 3111 nucleotides. RefSeq lists its product as uncharacterized. The transcript has a single exon. NCBI's taxonomy places the organism in Eukaryota, Fungi, Ascomycota, Pichiomycetes, Serinales, Debaryomycetaceae. The record is from RefSeq and is a predicted model, not a curated record. The coding region runs from base 1 to 3111 and encodes 1036 amino acids.
AUGCAAUCAAAUAAACCAAACAACUUUCAAUUUGAAAACGAACAAGAUGAAAUUAUUAGAGAUUCAAAAGCCGAAUUAAAAAUGACCUCAAGUGAAUUUUUAGAAGAACAGUCAAAGCAAUUAGCUAAUUUUAACAAAGAAAGAAUUGCAAGCGGAACACAAAGAGUUGGCUCAACUUUAAAAUUAAAAGAUACUGCAGCUCCAAAUAUGAAUAUCAUGUUGUUUAAUCCAAAAGAUGGUAAUACUUUUAAAGAAAAAGAUACAACUUUAAAUGACGCGUCUAAAACUAAUGAAUCAAUUAAUUCGUGGGCAUCCGUGUUAGAAUUAUCAAAAAAGAGGAAAAUUGGUGGUGAUUCAACUGGCUUGAACCAAAGUAAAGAUAACAAUCAAGGUACUGUUUCAAGAUUUUUCAACUCCAAUACUAAUAGAACAAAUAAAUAUUUUGAAAAAAAAGUAGCAGAAAGGGAAUCAAAAAAGAGAAAAAUUGGUGGUAACUCAAUUGGACCAAACCAAAGCAAACAAAUCCAAUUUAGCAAUCAAAGUACUGUUUCAAAAUUUUUCAAAAACUCCAAUCCCGAAAAAUCAAAUAAAAAUUCUGAAUCAAAAGCAACAGAAAUUAAUGAUGCAAUCGCAAUCAGUUCAAAUGGUGGUGGAGAUGUAAAUACUGUUGAAAAAUCAAAUACCGUUAAAAAAUCAAAGACUGCGCCUUUAGAGCAAAUAACGAUUGGUGACGUUACCUCGGGUAAUUACUCAGAUAAUUAUAAUUUAAAACUUCAAUACCCCGACUUUGGAAGAUUGGCUAAACAUACGCAGCAAUUAUAUGUACUCCUUCAGACCUGUCUGGAUAUAUACACUGAUGAUAAUUUACCUAAUUUUUCAAAAGUUGGUGAAAUACUCGGUUUAACAUCAAAAGCAUUGUCGCUAUUAGAGUUCAACUUUUUCAAGAUGUUUGAUGCAAAUAAGUGGUCCCUUUACCCUGAUGGUAUUAUCAGAUCAAAUUUUAUGAUGGCGAAUAGAAUGAAUUAUCAAGAAAGAAACUCAGAAUUCAUUUUAAAACAACAUGAUGGAGACAGAGGUAAAUUUCAAUUGUCUAAGGAAGAAGCAUCUUGUUUCCAAAAUUUAUCGGGCCCAAAAAAAGAAUUUUUGACGUUGCUUAAAGAUAAAAGAAACUUUUUAUUGGACAACACUCCGGAUUUACAAAAAAUUUUCCUCUUAUUGGAUUUAUUUGAAGAUGAUAAGACUCAGGGCAGUAUUGUGAAAAUGUACCAACGUCUUUCACCAACAGCUAAGGAUAAUGCAGAUAGACAGUGUUACAUAAUUGUUAAUGAUCGUUGUAUGAAAAUUGUACGGAAAGCAUCUAAAUACGGCAAUUUACAAUCUGCGAUUGGUGAUAUUGUUCAUUUUGAGAAUAUAGUGCCCACUUUUACACACAAAAAUAAAGAAAAUGAACCAAUUGAAUUAAGCAUUAGUGAUGAUAUUCUUCUUCAACACCCUGGUAUUAUGCUAUCAUCUACCACAAUGAGAAAUUUAUAUAUCUUGCUUCAAGAAAGGUAUUUUUAUCAGGGAAUAGGUGAUCCCGAUUUUACAAAGAUCUCAAAAUAUUUAAAAUUAGAAGGCAAAGAAUUGAGAAAAUUAAUUAACACCUUUAAUAAACAGCUUAGAGAAACAAAAAGUUUGGCAACAUAUACAGACGGUAUAAUUAGAUCUUCCUUCAUGAUGGAAAAUCAAAUUGAUGUGAAUGAAAGAAACACGACUUUUAUUUUAAACGAGUACAAUAUGAAUAAAGAAAAACUAAAACUUACUGAGGACCAAAAGCUGGGUUUUCCAAUUAUUGGUGAAAUGAAACUUAACUUUUUGAGAUUUCUUACAAGCGAUGAUUAUAUUUUAAAGAACAAUUAUCCAGACUUCUUCAAGAUAUUUUAUUGCAUGGGCAUUUUGAAAGAUGCUGAUAUUGUAAAAAGAAUGAGGCAAUUUUUUGCAACAAACCUAUCCCAAAAUAAACUUGGUAUUUUAAAUCAAAGAUUGCAAAAGUCUAAUGCGGAAUCUCCGGUGCGGAAUAAUCUUGGUAUGAAUACAAAUGUAACCUUAUCUGCUUCUGAAAAAGUUUUCAGCAUUAAAGAGUUCAUAGAAGGCCAUAUCAAAAACGGAAUAGAACUACAAGAACCGAAUUUUAGAAGGUUUCCUGAAAGAGGUCAACAUCUAUAUAUUUUACUACAAGAUCACAAGUACUAUCAAGGAGGAGAGGUUGAUUUUCUGAAGAUAUUUAAGGAAAUGGAUGUUUUUCUAGAACAUGAUCAACACUUGCUUCGAGAAGCCUUGAAAAAUAAUUUGCACAAGUACAAGAAUUGGAAAGUUUACUCCGAUGGAAUUAUUCGGUCUACCUUCAUGUUUGAUAAUGGUAUGGAUGUGAGUCAAAGAAACAUCAAGUUUAUUGAAAACGAGAUCGAAAAUGAAAGAUCUAAGUUCACUUUUACAAAUGAAGAAUUCGCUGCAUUAUCAGAUGUUACAUCAAAUACUAAGCUAAAAUUAUUCAAAUUAUUGAAAAAUCCUAAAAAUGUAUUAAAAGAUCCUUCAAAUAAUCCCGAUUGGUAUAGAAUUUUCGUUGCUUUUGGUAUUUUGCUGGAUCAAAAAGCACAAAGAAAUAUAAAGGACCAUUUCUCGAACGCCAUAUCUGAUCUUGAUUUAAUCAUUGAAGAUGGUCGUUACAGUGUUGAUACUGAUAAAUUGAUAUAUUUAAGUAACUUUAAGGUUGAGGAUUAUAUUGAUGAAGAUUUGCUGCUUGAGUUGCAAGUUGAGAUUCCCAGUUACAUGCAAAUGGAGCCGAUGGUACAAGUCUUAUAUUCUUUAGUGAGACAAAAAGAUUUUAUGCAUAACGGUGUUCCCAAAUGGGAAGCUUUACGUCAAAAAUUGAAGAUUGAGCUGGACUCCGUCCUUAAGUAUUUGCAAAAUAUAUAUAAGCGAAAAAUGAAAGAAUAUUGGAUCUUGUCAGCAGAUGGUACUAUAUCUUUCAAAAUUAGACGGAGACUAACGCUGGGCAAUAUCGUGGAUCCUGUUGCUAAUGAGUAUGUCGAAGAGUCAAAUGGGAUCUCUUACAUGGUGGUACAAAGGUGA